Messenger RNA from Ramularia collo-cygni, 678 nucleotides. Its product is annotated as related to 60S ribosomal protein L20. Gene Ontology annotation, cellular component: mitochondrial large ribosomal subunit. Gene Ontology annotation, molecular function: structural constituent of ribosome. The record is from RefSeq and is a predicted model, not a curated record. The transcript has a single exon. The coding region runs from base 1 to 678 and encodes 225 amino acids. NCBI's taxonomy places the organism in Eukaryota, Fungi, Ascomycota, Dothideomycetes, Mycosphaerellales, Mycosphaerellaceae.
AUGGCGACAUCUUUCGUUUCUUCUGCCUUGCGCCCAUCGAUAUUCUCAUCCGAUGCGGCGUCUUUCGUUUGUCGCACUUGCCGCCGUAAUGCUGCUACAUACAGACGGACGAGAAAAUUACUUCGCGUGAAGGCGGAUUCCUCAUUUGCACCAUCCAAAACGGAAACACAAGAUCACAUCAUUUUCAACCCACCAUCGAGCGYACCUAAUGUCUACCACACCCCGGCCAAGUUUCUUCCUCCAUCAGAUCCGCGGAGGGCGAUAUUACAACAGCGCGAAACACCGAAAGCUACGCCCAAGGAAGAGCCGACUACUCCCAAAGCACCGCCAUCAAUACUAGCCUCAUUGGCCGCGCGAAAGCUGGGAUAUGCAACUCCGCCUGCAGAGUCUUUACCUGCUGUCCGACCACAGUACGAAAAGAAGUACCACCUUACGCAGGAGCAGAUUGAGGAAAUUCGGAGGUUAAGAGCAGAAGAUCCAAGAAAAUGGACGCGGAUGAGAUUGGCGGAGAAAUUUGAGURCUCUCAGUUCUUCGUUAGCUUGUGUUGUUCCGCACCGGAGAUCAAGAAGGAGCAGGACAUUGAGUUGGAGCAGGUGAAAUCCAAGUGGGGACGUAGAAAGACAGAGGCAAGACAAGCGAGGCAAGAGCGGAAGAAGCUAUGGGGACAGGAUAAUUGA